Molecule: messenger RNA, 1913 nt
Organism: Olea europaea var. sylvestris
Lineage: Eukaryota; Viridiplantae; Streptophyta; Magnoliopsida; Lamiales; Oleaceae
Product: abscisic acid 8'-hydroxylase 2-like
Exons: 7
Coding region: 32-1663 (543 amino acids)
Biological process (GO): sterol metabolic process
Molecular function (GO): monooxygenase activity; heme binding; iron ion binding
Source: RefSeq, a predicted model, not a curated record
UUUUACAAAUACUUGAUAAUAAUAUAAUUGCAUGCCAAAUUACCAACCCGAGUGGAUAAUUUUUAGCCUGUUUAUAGACUCAACACGACUAUAUAUAUUACUGCCAAAUCCGUUUACCUUCAUCUACUUCACUUUGCAUUUUAUAUCCUUGUCUAAGUUAGGUUGUGCCUCCGACAACAUGCAAUCUCUCUACCUCCCUUCAUUGCCUACCUCUGAACGACCUUUUCUCAUUAUAUCUACUAUCCCAAUUUCCAGUCUUCUGCUUCCGCUUCUGCUUUUGCUUUUGCUUCUGCUUCUUGUCUUUGUCUUGAAACAAUGGUGUCGUCGAACAGAUAAGCGGCGCCUGCCCCCGGGAUCCAUGGGAUGGCCUUACAUAGGCGAAACUCUCAAACUCUACACUGAAGAUCCUAAAACCUUCUUCUCCACUAGGAGGAAACGGUAUGGGGACGUAUUCAAGAGCCACAUAUUGGGAUGUCCUUGUGUGAUGAUUUCGAGCCCCGAAGCUGCGAAAAAUGUUCUGGUUAACCAAGCUCAUCUGUUCAAGCCUACAUAUCCACCAAGUAAAGAGAAGAUGAUAGGACCUCAAGCCCUAUUCUUUCAUCAAGGGAAUUAUCAUUUAAAACUCAAGAAGUUGAUUCAGGCUUCUUUUGCUCCCUCUGUUGUUAAAGGAUCAGUCUCAGCAAUCGAAGAAAUUGUUCUCAACUUUCUCCCAACUUGGGAAAAUCAUACCCUUAUUUGCACUUUAAAAGAGAUGAAGAAGUAUGCUUUUGAAGUGGCGAUUAUUUCAGCGUUCGGAAAAAACCAGGAACUAGAAAUGGAAGGAAUCAAACAUUUUUAUCAAAUCUUGGAGAAAGGUUACAAUUCAAUGCCUAUGGAUUUUCCAGGAACUCUAUUCAACAAAGCAAUGAAGGCAAGGAAGCAAUUGAACGAGGCCUUGACGAGAUUGAUCAAGAAAAGAAAAGGAAAUAAGAAAUUAUAUAAUGAAGGGGGGCUGCUGGGGAUUUUAAUGAGAGCUCAAGAGCAAAAGCUGAAUAGUUUAAGUGAUUCUCAAAUUUCUGAUAAUAUAAUUGGCGUUAUAUUUGCUGCUCAUGAUACUACUGCAACAGCCCUAACCUGGCUGCUCAAGUACUUGCUCGAUAAUCCUCACAUUUUACAAGCUGUCACGAUGGAGCAAGAAGGAAUUCAAUGCAAAUUAGUAGAAGAAAAUCGAGGGCUCACAUGGGAUGAUACGAGGCGAAUGUUUCUGACUAGCAGGGUUAUCCAAGAAACAUUAAGAACAGCGAGCAUUUUGUCGUUUACAUUCAGAGAAGCAGUUGAAGAUGUUGAAUUUGAAGGUUAUAUAAUCCCUAAAGGUUGGAAGGUUCUUCCUCUAUUCAGAACCAUUCAUCAUUCAGCAGAUUUCUUCCCUCAACCCGAAAAGUUCGACCCUUCAAGAUUCGAGGUGCCAACAAGACCUCACACUUACAUGCCAUUUGGUAAUGGACUGCAUUCUUGUCCAGGCAAUGAGCUUGCUAAACUUGAGAUGCUCAUUUUCCUUCACCACUUCACUACAACUUAUAGAUGGAAAGUCAUCGGAGAAGAGGACGGUAUCGAAUACGGCCCGUUUCCCGUGCCCAAAAGAGGAUUGCCAAUUGAAGUUAGAAGAAAGAAAUAUAGAGUUUAAUUUAAUUUUCUUUGUAAAAAAUCUCAAGCUUGUCAGUGGGGACAAAAGUGUUCCCAAUUCAUUUCUUUUUCCUUCUAUUAUUAUUUUCUUUUCUUCUUAAAUUUACAGAAAAGCCCUUAAUUUUAAUUUUUUUUUUUUAAUUUUUUUGAAAAAUAGGUAGCCUUUCAAUUUCUUGUACGGAUGUAUUCUUGUUGUAAAAUAAUGUCACAAGUACAUAUAUGAAUAUAAAUUUGUUCAUAUUUCAUAUAAA